AUGCUACCCGAAAGAAGCACGAGGGCUGGGAUACUGCCAGGUCGCCCAAGCCUAGGCAGGGGAAGUCUAGAGGCAGAGAGUGGCAUGGUAGCUAGGCACAGAAAGCAUGUUACAGCUGAACGACUAUCUUUUAUAUUUUUAUCAAGGACUGGCCUCUUGAGAGACAAAAAAACAUGUUUCAACCGCAUCAUUGGCAGCAACAACUCAGAUCCUUCGUGUGAAGUGGCCAAUUCUCGCAGGCGUAUCAACAAUACAACCCACCUCAACCGGGAAGCGACCCACAGAGAGCAAACAGGGGACCGGAAGGUGAGUGGUUCGAACCCAAGCUCUGCAUCCCUACUGCUCCCAUCUAGGCUUGGGCAACCUCGCAGUAUCUUAGCACUCGUGCUUCCUUCGGGUGGCGUGGCAGCUAGGUGCCGAAAGGGUGAUGCAGCUGAACGAUUAUUAUGGACCGCAGAAAAAAUUGGAAAAGGGACGCAUUGCAAGAAUCCUCAUGUCCCUAAGAGGAACUGUCAACGAUGA
This is a messenger RNA of Opisthorchis viverrini, 522 nucleotides long. RefSeq lists its product as hypothetical. Lineage: Eukaryota; Metazoa; Platyhelminthes; Trematoda; Opisthorchiida; Opisthorchiidae. The coding region runs from base 1 to 522 and encodes 173 amino acids. The transcript has 3 exons. The record is from RefSeq and is a predicted model, not a curated record.